Molecule: messenger RNA, 2945 nt
Organism: Anopheles nili
Lineage: Eukaryota; Metazoa; Arthropoda; Insecta; Diptera; Culicidae
Gene: Sec3
Product: exocyst complex component 1
Exons: 3
Coding region: 204-2873 (889 amino acids)
Biological process (GO): Golgi to plasma membrane transport; exocytosis
Cellular component (GO): plasma membrane; exocyst
Molecular function (GO): phosphatidylinositol-4,5-bisphosphate binding
Source: RefSeq, a predicted model, not a curated record
AUCUGUUGGAGCAAUAAGUACGAAAAAUAGGAAAGAAACGCAGAUUUUUAAUCAAAUACGAGGGAUGACAGCUAGCACUAUUAUUCACGAUAAACGCAAUAGGUGACAGUUCAGCUUGUGCACAGCAAUAACAACAACAAACACCCCUCUUGAAAACAGGGAGUGAAAUUGCGACCUUAGGCGUGUACGGAACAGACGUGACGAUGGCAGCGGGAAUAAAAUAUAUUUUCCAAAAAGAAGUGUUUGAUGCACUAGAAGAACGUAUUUUGUCGGUAUGUAAUGUGAGCAAGUUGCUCAAGAAGAAAAAGACAUCCUACUUGUGUAUUGUUUCAACGACUAAACCGAGCAUCAUAAUCAGUGUGUGCCAGAUUAAGCAGUAUGAUAAAAGUUCAUACAAGAAAAAACGAACAUGGUCAUUGGAGGAAAUAAAGUGCAUCGAUGGCCGGAACGAAGCUGCGGACACACAUGAUUUUGAUAUGGUUAUGGAUAAACCAUACCGUUGGUUUGCUGCGAACCUUCACGAGCGACAAAACUUCAUUUCAGUACUAUGGAAACAAAUCCACAAACACUGUGCCGUGAGCGAAAGGGCAGUGUUCAAGAACAUACCGAAACAAUGGUUGUCUGAAAAAUCACCGGAAAAGAAGACAGAGGGUAAAUUCAUCAGCCGAGAUGGUACUGAUCAGGGCGACGACGAAGAGCUGGACGGAUUUGAAAAUGAAGACUUUCAUGCCCUUACGGAGAAGGAAGAGAUGAACCUCAGUAGACUAAUAUCGGAAUGUGACUAUGCGAUUAGUAACGCGGAGUUAUUCAUGGAAGACUUGACUCACAAUCUGUUACAGCUUGAUGGAGCGAACAUCCAGAGCGUUCUAGCAUCGGAAAAACAAGUUCAAAUGCUCAUGGAACGAAUCGAAGAAGCUAUCAGCGAAGCCGAAAAAGUUGAGAAACGCAUGGAUGACUAUGAUGAGAUCCUCUGCCACGUCCGAGACACCAUGGAAAAAAUGGGAGAGAAAAAUCAAAUGAUAGAGGUCGCAAAUACCAACAAUGUAAGGCUUUUGCAAGAGUUGGAGAAGGUUGUCACGCAGUUAGACUUGCCGCAUGCACAUCAGCUUGCACUUACCGAUACUGAUCUGACCCCAAAAGGUUUGCCAGCAGCAAUAGCUGCGGGAAAAGCCCUACAAAUGGCAAUGAACAGUGACAUAGAUCCACCACUUUUGCGUUUAACAGCUGUUCAAGAUCAACGGAAACGCUUCGAAAAGUGGAAAGCAAAAUUUUCCCAAACAAUCAGUCGCCAUUUGAACAAUCUUUUCAUUCACUUGGGCAACUUGGGAGAUUCACAAAAUUCCAGCACUAACGAUCUUUCUCUUCCGAAGCAUCAACAUGUACAUAAGGAGCUCUCUGCUUUUAUGGAGCUGAUGCAUUGGAUGAAAAUCAUGGAUAGAAAAGCGUACGAUGCUCUUAUUAAGGUUUACACUACAUCGCUAAGCAAGGUUUACGAUCGUGAUAUUCGAAUUUUUUUCGAAAAUGCUAAACAAGCUAUAACAGCCAAGAGAUUUAACUCCAGAGAAGAUAUCAAUAACAGCUCUGUGAGCAAUAAAUUGAAGCUUGGGCAACAAUCAACCAAGCAGCCAACUCAACCAUAUGGUAUUUUGGGAGUUAACAAGGAAAUGUGGUCACCCGGUGCAGACCCUACCGAACGACAACGGUUCGACUCAAUUCUAGAAAAAGUGUUGGCAGAACUUGAACCAGUUGCGUUGAGUGAACAACAUUUUUGCAUCGCCUUUUUCCAACUGGAUGUAAUAAGUCCAAGUGGUAAAAAUACACGGACAACGUUGGACGCUUCUUGCAAUGACCUUUUAGCACAGAAGGACGAACGCGAUACAGCUCUUAACAUUCCUCAACGGAGACUUGAUCGCCAAAUCAACGAAGAAGUUCGUAAGAUGAUGGGAGAGCUGUUUGCGAAUCUGGAAACGGAAAUAAAUAGUUUUAUUUUAAGUUUCGAAAAGCUGGACAAUUACUACUCCUUGUACGUUCUUGUGCGUCUCACCCAACAUGUGAUGUCUGCACAAGAUGCACAAUCGUUUCUGAGCAUGACGUUCGCAUCAGCUCUCAUUCACGUUAAACGAAACUUCGACAAGUUUAUGCAACAACAAUUGCAGUCUAUUGAUGAGGCUAAGCUACCCAAACGAUCCAAAUGCGGCCUUUUGCCUUACGUUGAAAAUUUUGCAGAAUUUGCAGCAACUGCCGAGAAUAUAUUUAAGAAAACAGAGCGUCGUAACGACUUGGACAAAUCGUAUUUGAAGCUAGUUGAAGCAAUUUUCGAACGCAUUCCUUUGCACGCCGCCGAGCAUUCAAAAACUCCUCAUCAAGUAGUGAAAAUGGAGAAUUAUCAUCGCAUGCACUCUUCCUUGUCGCAGUUGAAAAUUCCAGUUCUGGAACCGUUACGAAAAGAAUCAAAAACACGAUACAAUGACGCUCAGAAAGCAUAUGUUACAAAAUAUUUUGGUCGUCCGCUAGACAAAUUAAACCUAUUUUUCGAAGGAGUUCAAGUGCGUGUGCAGCAGGGUGUGAAGGAUACAGAAAUAAGCUAUCAAAUGGCAUAUUCUAAGCAAGAGCUACGGAAAGUCAUCAGUCUUUAUCCCGCCCGGGAAGUGAAAAAAGGACUAGAGCAAUUAUAUAAAAAAGUGGAAAAACAUCUAUGCGAGGAAGAAAAUUUGUUACAAGUUGUCUGGCGAGAAAUGCAGCAAGAGUUUAUCACUCAAUAUAACUCUUUGGAACAGUGGAUUCAACGGUGCUACGCUGGGUCAAUGAUAACCCUUGAAUUUACCAUUAACGAUUUGCUGGACUUUUUCUCCGAGAUUGCGCAAUCUCACUAAAAGUGGAAAGUGGUCUUGCUAGCAUGUCAGUUUGUAAUACAUAAAGCAUGAGCAUAAUGAACAAACCUUUCA